GUUCGUUAACCAUAUCUUGAAGUUUACGAAUUUUGAUUAGUCGGAGGCUCUCCAACUGAUAAAACAAUGAGCCCAUUUUACCAUUUCCUCUAAAGCCAGCAGGUCUUGUGUAGUGAAGCUGAUUAUUGUUGACUAUGUGCUUGUUCUAACAUAACUUCCGCGUUACAUAGUGCACUGUUGACUUUGAUCUCAUAUUUAUCGGUCUUUUAAAGCAAUCUAACCCACAGAAUUCAGAUUCUGUGACUACCCAUUUGGGAAUUUGUUGUAAUACAUACUGGGUUUGUUUUCUCACUAGUCUUGAUCAAUCUUUGUGGAAUUUCAACAAAAACCCUAGUGUUUUUCAGGCGUUUUGUUGAGUGGUUUGGCUAUGUUGAUUCCACAACAUGUUGAUAUGGUUGUCAGCAAUAGAAAGCUCAAUAUGGGUGUUCAUGUUUUGGAAAUUUUGGAUGCUUAAAUCACACUCUGAAGACCAUUUUGGAGGUUUUUAAUACUGCCCCUCAUUUAUUUUGUGUUCUUUUUGGUUCAUAAAUGUUUAAGUAUGUGAAAUCUUGAUUCUUCUACUUUGAAGAGAUUGUGGGUUUUCUUAUUUUGAAAUCUGAUGCUGUGGAUACUAUAUUUAUUACUGCCAUGAAACAUUUUUGAUGCUUUCUGUGCUGUUGAUUUAUGGCUUUGAACAAGAAAACUCGGAUCAAAGAUGCAGCUUUUCGCCGUUGUUUGUCUGUAGUUGUCGUUACUUUGUUAGGGGUUUUUCUGCUGAUUUUUCUCUUCCAAACGAAUACAGUUUCGGAUAAUGAGAUCCAAUAUUCGAAUGAAAUUGAUCAGGAUUGUGAAUUGACUAACAAUUACACCCAACUUAGAAGAGAAUUUAACCUUCCCAAACAGAAUGAACUGUCGAUUUUAUUGGAAAAGCGAAAUCAGUUACCCCCAAUAAACUUGGAUAAAUUUCCAAAACUAGCCAAGGAUCAUGUAACAAUAGUUCUAUAUGUUCACAAUCGCCCCCAAUACCUCCGAGUAGUUGUUGAGAGCCUUUCUCGAGUAGUUGGGAUUGGUGAAACUCUAUUGAUAGUUAGUCAUGAUGGAUACUUUGAAGAGAUGAACAAGAUAGUGGAAGGCAUUAAAUUCUGUCAAGUGAAACAAAUAUUCUCCCCUUACUCGCCCCAUGUCUUUAAUAAUAGCUUUCCUGGUGCAUCACCAACGGACUGCAAGGAAAAGGAUGACCCAAUUAAGCAACGUUGUAAAGGGAAUCCAGAUCAGUAUGGAAACCACCGGUCACCAAAGAUCGUGUCGUUGAAGCAUCACUGGUGGUGGAUGAUGAACACGGUGUGGGAUGGAUUGAAGGAGACUUGUCACCAUUCAGGUCAUAUUCUUUUCAUAGAGGAGGAUCACUUUAUUUUUCCCAAUGCUUAUCGCAACUUACAGACGCUCGCAGCUCUGAAGCCUGAAAAAUGUCCUAAUUGUUAUGCUGCAAAUCUGGCACCGUCUGAUGUCAAAUCAAGGGGGGAAGGGUGGGAGAGUUUGAUUGCAGAGAGAAUGGGUAACGUGGGUUAUGCUUUUAAUCGGACUGGUUGGAGGAAGAUACAUAGGAAGGCAAGAGAAUUUUGUUUCUUUGAUGAUUAUAACUGGGAUAUAACAAUGUGGGCAACAGUUUAUCCUUCAUUUGGUGGUCCUGUUUACACGUUACGAGGUCCUAGGACAAGUGCCGUGCACUUUGGGAAAUGUGGUUUGCAUCAGGGCCAGGGGGGGAGUAAUUCUUGCAUUGAUGAAGGCACGGUGAACAUACGUGUAGAAGAGAUUGAUAAGGCGGGCAAUAUCGAUCCAAAAUGGGGAGUGCAUGUUUUUGAGCAUCAAACGGGAUAUCAAGCUGGGUUCAGGGGUUGGGGAGGCUGGGGAGAUACAAGGGACCGUGAAUUGUGCUUGGAAUUUGCUAACAUGUAUCAUUUCAGAGGCAGAACAUCUCCUUGAAGAGUUAGGUAUCUGCCAUUUUUGGAUUUCCAAAUGUUGUAACAGGUGAUGCAUGAAAUUGUUUUGUUAGCUAUUAAAAGAAAGCACACGAAUAGUUUUUGUUACAUGUUUGUAGCAUUUUAGGAAUGUUCCACACAAUAAUUUUCACAAUUUCUGGGAUGACAUCAUGUUUUUGUUCUCCUGGCUUACUGGGUGGUCAGCCCUUUGGUAUUCACAAUUUCAGUAUUCAGAUUCUUCUUGUUUUGUUGAGUUAUUAAAAGAAAACAGAAAUAAUUGUUACAUGUUUGUAGCAUGUCGGGGAUAUUUCCACGUUAUUUUUCACUAUGUUUCUGGAAUGAAAUUAUGUUUUGAUCUCCUGGCUUACUGGGUGGUCAGUCCUUUGGUAUUCACUAUUUCAA
Molecule: messenger RNA, 2360 nt
Organism: Camellia sinensis
Lineage: Eukaryota; Viridiplantae; Streptophyta; Magnoliopsida; Ericales; Theaceae
Product: alpha-1,6-mannosyl-glycoprotein 2-beta-N-acetylglucosaminyltransferase
Biological process (GO): protein N-linked glycosylation; oligosaccharide biosynthetic process
Cellular component (GO): Golgi stack; Golgi membrane
Molecular function (GO): alpha-1,6-mannosylglycoprotein 2-beta-N-acetylglucosaminyltransferase activity
Source: RefSeq, a predicted model, not a curated record